CCGGAACCUGCGCACAUGGGCAGAACUUUGACAUUCCUGGGUCCAGUGCCAGUAGAGGGUGAGAAGCACCCAGGCUAGUCAGGAUGCAACCCCCAGAAGCAGGAUCGCACCCAGGCCUCAUACCUCAUGGGGCAGGCCAAGCCUUGGUCUACCCAGCAUGGCCAGCUCACAGCAUCCUCCCAGCCCCUUGGGCACCCGGGAGCAUUGUGGCACAGGAGCACAACUACUGCAGCUGGACAGACACUGAGGGCAGCAUGCAAAGAGUCCCCAGCUCACAGAGAGUGGGGCUGGCUUCAGUCAGAAGACGCCAGCAAAUGCAUCAGGGCUCAAAGCACAGAGCUAGUCAGGGACCCUGGGCCUCUGUGCCCCCUGGAAACACAGCAGCCAGAGUCUUCUGCAGUCCCCAGCCCGCCAGGGUGAAGAGGAGAGCAAAGGCUCAGGCUGUCCAGCCACUCCAGAUCCACGGUCUGUCCCUAGGCGAGUACCAGCAGCUGUUUCGCUCACUGGUAGAGCAAGAGUUGAAUCCAGCAGAGCCCCCAAGCCAGGGGCUAGAGCGGGGCCGCAGGAUCAAAGAGCAGCUGUUCUAUGCUGUGGGCUGCCCCCGCUACCGGCAACUGGAGAGGCCUGAUGGCCGUGUCCAAGUAGUGGAGUAUGUGCCCAGUGCUGGGCACAGGCAGGUCCCACCCCACUAUGACAUUGACACUGGGGAUGAGGGGCCACCUGGCACUGAAGAGGCCCCAGGCCCAGCUGAGCCUUCGCCGUAAAAGGCCAAUCCUGCUGGGCCCAGCCACAUCCAGGCAAACCUCUGUCAAUUACACUGUGAACCUGGCAUUAUGUGAUCUAUGUCCUGUCUGUUGUGCAGGGACCCAGGGGGAGCUGGGUUUGGGCCAAGCAAGGUCAUUGUUCCCAGCCCUGGGUUUCUCGGUUGACCCUAUGAUGCCUCCCCCAUGCUUUAUAAGUUUGGCGUAUGAAUAUAAAUAUGCAUAACUCAUAGCUGCUUUGAACAAAAUACCUCAUGUAACCUAUCCAUUUUAAUGUUGCAAUCUGCUGGAUCUGUAUAUUCUAUUUUGAAGCAUGUAUCAUCCUCGUAUGUGAUGUUAGAAAUAUGAAGGUGCCUAUCCCCCUCCAAGCCUUAACAACUUGAUGCUC
Messenger RNA from Pelodiscus sinensis (Chinese soft-shelled turtle), 1149 nucleotides. Lineage: Eukaryota; Metazoa; Chordata; Testudines; Trionychidae. The record is from RefSeq and is a predicted model, not a curated record.